CACUAAUAUUCAAACCGGUCUCUUUGAGUUUGAGAUGUAGUUUUUGCCUGACACUAAGUUUAACAAAAAAAAUGGCUGAUAAUACUAAUAUUUCCAUGGAAAUUGUUAAUAAACUGUUUGGAGACAAAAUAAAUAUUAAAAAUCUUACAGACUGGCUUAUCAAUAUUAAACAUUGUGCUCAAUACUACGGAUUAAUCGAAGAAAGUGAAGAAUUAUCACAAUUUCAGUUUAUAGCAUGGUUCUUGAAUGACUUAAGAAUAAAAGCAAGUCAGGUAAUCAGUGAAAGAAAAUACAAGAUAAGUGCCUCUUCACCUGGUACCUCUGCCAACAUAGCCCAACAAGUAGAAUGUUGCAACAGUAGUAAAAAAUGGCCUGUUCCCAAUGGAGCACAAGCUAAAACUUGUGAAGAAGUUUACUUGGAAGAAUUUCCAGGUCUUAUGGAGCUACCAUCCAAAAAAUGUAAUAAAUCUCAUCGGAGAAUAAAACCAACAAGUGUCCAAACCGAUAGUGAGUGCUUUAAUGAAAAACAGUUAUUAGAGCCUGUUAGUAGUAUGGAUUCCUGCUCAGUACCUACUUCAUUUAGUAUUUCUAAGGAAGAAUUACUGAUACAACGAUUUUCAAAAAAAAAAAAAAUCAAAAAAUCUUAUUCACCACUUGAUAUCAGUAUUGCCUUUAAUAAUAAAUGCAAUUUUACAUCUUUUAAUUUUAAUAACUCAAGGUUCAUAAAUAUUGAUAAAUUAGUUAAUGUUUAUAUCACUCUUAUGAAAAAUUACCUAGUCCCGAAUUUAUCUAAUGAAAUACGUUUCAUUUUAAAUUUAUUUGAUCAAUUAACGGAAUGUCGCGCCUCCUUUUCUACUAAACACAAUUCUGGAGAAGACAUUUCAUUUUUAAGUACAGUUGAGGAUUGGGAAUAUUUUUGUGUUCAUGUAAUCCUCCAGUUAGAGAAUAUAAUUUCGAAACUCGAUUCGAAUAUAUUAAAAUUUAUUGUCAACCGGUUGUCAAUGUUUGCUGUGGAAAUACCUGCUUCUUAUACUAGCAAUAAUGCUGAUAUAAUAUUAGGUCAGUCUGGAUUCAGAUUUCAUAGUAGGAUUUUUACUGAGAAUAAAAUGGUGCGAGAUGAUUUUUCUAGUGAAAGUGAAUUCAUUUUAAUUUGUGAGCAAGAAAAAAAAUUUCUUGAAAUUGAAAAAAAUUGGUGUAGUCAUCGAUCUGAUGUUCAACUUGUAGAAGAAAUAAAAAGCUUCCUAGAUGUUAGUUCCCAGACUUUUUGGUUUUAUUUCCUUGGAAAAAAAUUUGUAUGCUGUUUAAUCAUGAAGAUCGAGGAUCAAAUAUUUAAUGGAUCUGAUUGUGAACAAAAAUUGGCCCAGUUGAACAAUAGACUUACUAAACCAUCACAGGUCAAUGAACAUGAGCCAGAAAUUUCAUUCCAAUCAAAUGAGCUAUUUUUUAAAGUAUGGUUGGAUUAUUGUUUGUUAAAAUGCCCUUUAUUUAUUCAUUAUGCAAAAUAUUGGCUGAUAUAUGCUCUUUCUGCUCUGACUAAAGAUACUUACAAAGAACUAGUUGACUCACUUUGCCCAGAUAAAAGAAAUACCCAUUUAUGGACUCUUAAAGUCAAAAUUAUUUUAGCAAAGUUUUUAGGGUAUACAGAGUUCUAUUUUAAUCGACAUAAUUGUAAAUUAAAUGGAAAUGAGAGAAAACAGUUAAUCAGCGUUCAAUCAGAGAUUCUACCUCCUUUUGACAUCAAGAAAUUUUUGUUAGAAGCAGUAAAAAAUGGAAUUUUAGUCUUAACGGUUCCAUGGAUUGUAGAGUUCUUGUGUAUGGCAGAUAAUAUAAGUGCUCUUGUACCCCACUACUAUGAUAUUUUAUUUAUGUUAACGACCUUGUAUUUAUCAUAUUCUACAAGACAAAAUAAAGAUGGAUUAAAAGGAUCAAGUUUCAAAAAAGAACUGUUAAAAACUUCAAUUUUAAUUCCACAAGGGUCAUUAAGUGAUGAAAAGACUUCAAAUAUUGAAGGAAUCACCAUUUUUCUUAAUGAAUCUUCUUUUAUAUUUAUGCUAGUAUGGAUUGGAAGACUUUUUGAUAACAAAGUUUUGGGAGAAUCACUGUUCUUUGAUAAUGCCGUUUUAUAUAAAGAUAAAAUAUCCCAAGCAAAAUUUAAAAGUGGACAAGUAAAUUGGAAAACUACUUUAGAUUGUUCAGAUUUUGUUAAACGGGAUGUAUUUAUAUUUUCUAGUCCUUUCUUCAGUAGAAUGAAAUAUUGGGAAAAUUGUAAUUCAGGUUAUAUCAGAAGCAUACGACCUAUGCCAUUAGAUUCUGAAAAAGUUCAAGGAUCUUCUCCUAACAUUCAGGAUAUGUUGGAAACCAGCUUUCUUAGUCAUCACCAGAGUCUAGCUAAUCUUAUUUCUUUUAUCUCUGAAAGGAUAGCGGAUGUUUGUCAAAGUGAUAUAGCUAUGAUAGUAUCAUCUAAUAAACCAACCAUACAUUGUCCUGUAGAAAUAGUUGAUAUGGAGAAGGGGGAAGGAUCUCUUGAUGACUACCAUUUAAAAUCAGAAAACAACACAUCUUGUGAUUCCUUAGAUCCCAUGAAACCUAAAAUAAUGGAAAUCAUAAAUAAUUGUGAAAUUAAAAUCAAGAAUAGUUUCAGUCUUCUUGCCCCACCAGGCUUAUCAUCAGCUGUAAUUGAAGCUUGUAUAGCAAUUGCUUCUAAACAGUUAAAAAGAAAUGUUAUUAAUUGGCUAGUCAAUGAAGGAUUUAGCUUAGUUGAUGUUGAAGCUACAAUCAUUACAAGUACUAAUUUUGUAAUAGAGAGUUGUGAAAUAGAUGGUAAAAGUAUAAAAAAUGGGGAACCUCUAUGCAGUACUUCUCUAUCAUCAUCCCUUAACGAGAUACAUAGGUUAAUAAGGAGAAUGGAUAAAGAAAAACCUAUUUCACACUCUUUGUAUUCUACAGUUGAAAAAUUCAAGCUUAUAAGUCUACAGUUACAAGAAAUUGAUGAAAAAAAACUAUUAAAAGACCUUUACAUACUUUCUUGGGAUUAUAUCUUACUUUUAGUUUGUAACUAUGAUGAUAUGAUUUGUGAUAUUUUCUUGACACAAAUUGUAAAUUUUUGGAAGGAAAAUCAUUAUGGCAACAAUGAAGAAAGAAUUUUAUGCCCUCGCACAAUUAAACAAGUCUCAGUGAAAUCUGAAGAAUUACAGGCAAUAAUUGCUAAAAAUCUUGCAAGGUUGAUGCUAUUUAACUUGAAGGAUGAAAUGAUUACUCCUGAAAGUUUUGAAACCCAAAAUGUUGCAGUUCUUCGCCAUACUUGGACUAAGGUGGAGCUGUCUUUCAUCAAAAUGUAUAUGGUUACAUUAUGUGAAUACUUAAAAUCUAUAUCUGUUAUAAGUAGUCCACGUUUAUUGAGCAUGUUAGAAUGUGUUAUUGAUUCUGUUGAUGAUAUACUUAGUUUAGAAAGUUAGCCAUAAAUAUUUGUUAUUUUAAUAAAAGAGUUUUAUUUAUUUAUUUAAUGGUUUCCUUAAUUUUAUGUUUUUUGACUGUUUAUCAUUAAGUUUUUACCAUAGAUUAUUUCAAUUAAAAAAAUAAAAAC
Molecule: messenger RNA, 3583 nt
Organism: Nezara viridula (southern green stink bug)
Lineage: Eukaryota; Metazoa; Arthropoda; Insecta; Hemiptera; Pentatomidae
Source: the annotation of a GenBank genome assembly